Drosophila innubila is the source of this 1684-nucleotide messenger RNA. Its product is annotated as lymphokine-activated killer T-cell-originated protein kinase. Lineage: Eukaryota; Metazoa; Arthropoda; Insecta; Diptera; Drosophilidae. The transcript has 3 exons. Gene Ontology annotation, biological process: protein phosphorylation. Gene Ontology annotation, molecular function: ATP binding; protein kinase activity. The record is from RefSeq and is a predicted model, not a curated record. Bases 137 to 1303 code for a protein of 388 amino acids.
AUUCAAGCCAUCCCUACUUUUCAAUUAAACGGCGUUUUUGUGCGCGUCGCAUUAGAAGAUAUCAAAAUUGUAUUCAAUAAAAACAACAAAUUCAUCUGAUCCCAGUUUCCAGUUUCAAUCGUUGACAACAAACAUAAUGGAUACGCCGCGUCGCAAACUGCGCAAUCUGCAUAUGGAGAAUGUCCAAAACAAUAGCACACCAAUACAAAUUCCGCCAUCACCAAUGUUGAAAACACUGGGAUUUGGCACCGGUGUCAGUGUAUACCGCUUGGACAGGUCACCAAGGCAUGGACACAUACGUUCACCAUGGGCGGUGAAACGUAUCACACAACGGACACGGGCUAAAAAGGAUACGCUCUUUAAUGACCGCAUCGUACGUGAAGCAGCCAUCUUGCGCAAACUGAAUCAUCCCAAUAUUGUUGGCUUUCGCGGUGUCAUCAAAUCCGCCGAUGGUGUAGACACACUGGCACUGGAAAUGUGCAGCACAGCACUGGGUUCCAUACUGGAAGAGCGACAUGAUGAGGAUCUUGGUCCGUUGCCCGCCAAACACACAUUCAAAAUGAUUAUGGACAUUGCGCAUGCCUUGGACUUUUUGCAUACGGAAGCGCGUCUGCUGCACGGUGAUCUUAAGUCCUUCAAUGUCCUGGUCAAGGGUGAAUUUGAAAUUUGCAAACUUUGCGAUUUUGGUGUCACAUUGCCGCUGGAUGAGAAUGGUGAGAUCAACUUUCACAAGCAUCCUCAUCUACAAUAUGUGGGUACAACACUUUGGUCACCGCCCGAAAUCAUUGAUGAGGUGGAGAUAAUUGAUAGCAAAGCGGACAUCUUCAGUUUCGGUUUGAUUAUCUAUGAGACAUUGGCACUUGUGCCGCCACACACGCUCGAACUGGACGCAGCCUUCAGCAGCAAGGCCAAUGACACGGACAGCUCACAGGAGCAGUUGCAACGGAGACAACUCAAUUAUUCCGAAGACAAAUGUAGCGUUUUAUUGACAACUGGCACAGACACUUCUACCACUAUUGAUGAUUGUCUGGAGAAUCCGGAUGAUGAUGCUGAGGGGGAUAAUGACGAGGAAGACAACAUCAAAGAGAAUGACAUGUCCGACUAUUCGUGGGCACACAUUGAACAGGCAUAUGGGACACGUCCUCCAUUGCCGGUGGCAUUUCAGCUCAGCGAUGAUUACAAUUGCAUUGUGGAGCUAUUCUAUUUGUGCACCAAUGCUCACAGUGAGGAUCGACCUGCUGCACGCACCAUUUGGCAGUGCUUCGAGAAUAAUGCCGCCAAUGUUGGCAAUGCAUCUGAUUAAAUUUCUAAGCUAUAACUAUCAUACAAAUAAUUUAGUUUUGUACGUAACGAUCAGCUCUCUUCACUAUCUCUGUCAUUAUCUCACUCUGUCUCUUGUCUCUCUGUGUACCUAAAUUCGCUGUAAAAAUUUAAAAUUGCCAAAUGAUCGAAACACAAACAAAACAAUGCUAAAUACAAAUGUGCACAUUCAAUAAUUAUAUUCAAAUUGAAUUUGUAUUAAAUAAUUUCAUUUAGAUGUAAGCUUUAAAAGUAUUUUCAUGUAUUCCACGUAUAUAUACAUAUACUUGUAUGAUAUAGAUAAUUGUAAUUCUCAAGUGUUUGUUCAUUUUGUAUGUUCAUUAUUUCUAAAAUAAAGAAAUUAGCAAAAACAUGAGUACUUCAU